AAGGGCUACAACGACGAGGUCCUCUUUAUUAGCACGGCUAGGUGGGGGCAGGAGCUACGCAAUCAGUCUGAGUUGCUAGCGAAGGCAAUGGAGUCCAGCUUUGUGAAUAAGCAAGGGUGAACAUGGAGAAUGACAGGCCUUACAUGAGAACGGAGAAGUCUUGAUCCCAUGCUUCUGCUGUGGCGUUUGGCAAUCUCAUUGUGAGCAUCAUUCCACCUGUUACUUUGGACUAGCCAUUUGAAUUUGGUGCAUUUACACCUCAGAGACCAUGUACUGCCUGCAGUGGUUGCUCCCAGUCCUGCUCAUCCCAAAACCUUUGAACCCAGCAUUAUGGUUCAACCACUCCAUGUUCAUGGGCUUCUACCUGCUCAGCUUUUUGUUGGAGAGGAAGCCGUGCACCAUUUGUGCCUUAGUGUUCUUGGCAGCCCUGUUCCUCAUUUGCUACAGCUGUUGGGGAAACUGCUUUCUCUACCACUGCCACGAUUCUCCACUGCCGGACUCUGCACAUGAUCCCAAUAUCGUUGGCACUUAGAGUGCACCAGCUCACUUCGCUCAACAGUAACAUGGACCCUGGACAAUCUUUAUAUAAGCUUGGAACUAAGUCCCUACCAGGAGUGAAGCAAUGCUGAGAAAUAUCACUGUCUACCCAUGAUGUGAUAUGGCAUACCUUAUCACUCUCCUACACAUUUACCCCUUUUAUUUGUACUAGUGAUCUCUUUCUGGGAUCAGAUAUGAACUGCAUGGGUUACCUGUAGGGUUCUUUUGCGCGCCCCCCCCCCCCCCCCCC
This is a messenger RNA of Clupea harengus (Atlantic herring), 787 nucleotides long. It is a transcript of the gene blcap, whose product is annotated as bladder cancer associated protein. NCBI's taxonomy places the organism in Eukaryota, Metazoa, Chordata, Actinopteri, Clupeiformes, Clupeidae. The record is from RefSeq and is a predicted model, not a curated record.